CACACUGUUACUGGAGCAGUUUGCAAUGUACUGCAAGUUUUUUUUUUUACCUCUAGCUAAAUGCCCAGACAUGUAGCUUGAUUUUGUAGCGGAUCCGCAUUGUUAACUGGGUAGGUGAACAUCAAGAGAGAUAGAGCCGUAUCCAUGCACUAACUUGUUGGAAAAUGAUCAUCUGUACGAAAAAAAUGGAUUACCCCCUCGGAACCCAAUGUCAGCGCGUCCAGAACCAGGUGAUGAAGGUGAACGCCGAGAAGGAGCGGGCGUCGCUGCGGUGCAUGAAGGCUCUGGCCAGCAGGGGGUGUGUGGACGCCGUGUCCCAGCAGAUGGCCUCUCACCCCCAGUACCUGGAGAGCUUCCUCCGUACCCAGCACUACAUCCUCCACAUGGACGGCCCCCUGCCCCUGCAGUACCGCCACUACAUCGCCAUCAUGGCUGCAGCACGGCAUCACUGUGGCUACCUGGUGUCUCUGCACUCUGCCCAUUUCCUCAGGGUGGGGGGUGACCCGCUGUGGCUACAGGGGCUGGAGGCCGUCCCUCCUCGCCUACAACACCUUGACCAACUCAACAAGGUUCUUGCCCACCAACCCUGGCUCACCGCCCACUCACACAUACAGGCGUUGCUGAAGACGGGAGAGCAGUGCUGGUCUCUGGCUGAGCUGGUUCAGGCUGUAGUGCUCCUGGCCCACUGCCACUCCCUCUGUAGCUUUGUUUUUGGCUCGGGCACUGACACCGACCCCGUCCCCCUUCCCAGAGCCCCCAACGGCACCCCCCCGGGCUACUGCCUCUGUGACGCUGCCAACGGCAACGUUAGCGUGCCGCAGCCUCUCACCUCACCCUCAGAACACACAACACGACGACGGGUAAGUGUUGUGUGCCGUAUCAGACUGAAUAUGACGUCCGAGCUAUUCCACAACAGAUCGUUGCCUGAAACCACAGUCGCAUGUCUUUUCACUCUAUUGUCUCUCUCCUUCUCUUGGCAGUCUCUGGACUCCAGUUGUGAGAUGGUGUGUUUGAAAGAGAGGAUCCAGAAAUCCCAGGAGGAGAAAGAGAGGAGGGGGGAGCAUCUUUUAUACACCCAGACACUGCAGCACACAGAUGUGGAAGAUGAGGAGGAGAUGACCUACUCUGCAGACCCCUCUCGUUUCAUAACAGACCCUGAGUUUGGCUACCAGGAGUUUGCCCGUAGAGAGGAAGACCACUUCCAAGUGUUCCGGGUGCAGGACUACUCCUGGGAGGACCACGGCUUCUCCCUGGUCAACCGGCUGUACUCGGACAUCGGGCACCUGCUGGACGACCGUUUCCGCAGCGUCACGGCCCUCCCCUCGUCCCACGGGCCUGACCUGAAGAGAGCCACCUGGAACUACAUCCAUUGCAUGUUGGGGAUUAGGUACGACGAUUAUGACUAUGGGGAGGUAAACCAGUUGCUGGAGAAGGAGUUGAAGCUUUAUAUCAAGUCUGUGGCCUGCUACCCUGAUGCCACCAAGACCCCGCUGUGUCCCCUGCCCUGGGCACCACUCAAACCUUCUGAGAGGAUCCAUGUGAACUUGCUUAUAAUGGAGGCUCGGUUACAGGCUGAGCUUCUGUAUGCUCUGAGAGCCAUCACCCAGUAUAUGAUAGCUUAGGUCAGUUGGUGAGAGGGAGAGGCACAAAGUUACAAUCGCCAACGGUACAGAAAGACCCAGUUAGGAGGCCUCAGGGUUGGGAACCUCUUUACAGCAGGCAGGGAUAUGGGGAAGAGACUGGCAAUUAUGAGGGAGAAAGAGCAGCAUGCAAUGCAGCCAUAUCCUGCAAAUGUGUGACUCUGUCCUAUUUUGCAGUUAAAAACUAGGGAAAUAUAUAUAAUGCAAUCAUUUAAGCUCUAUUUGCGUGAUAUGCACACUGCAGUGGAAAGCUCUUUGCCAAAGUCGAAGCAAUCCCUCUCUUCCCCUCUCUCUGCCUUCUCAUUUUCCAUUCUGCGAGGUUGGUCUGUCCAAUUAAUUUGAUGUAUUUUCCUCUUAUCAAACAUAUCUGCUCUUGAUGGUUAAUGUGCAAUUAUAUUACUAUUAUAAUAGAUAAUCAUUAUUUUCAUUUUUAGUAAUGUAUUGUUUAGCUAUGUCUCGAUUCUGAUGACUGUGAUGAAAGCAGAUGGUUGGUUCUGCAGUGUAGCAAGGAGAUGUAUACCCAUGGCCAACACAAUACCCUCCUUCUUGGUUUGGGAUUAUUUUUGUCUUUUCAACAUUGCAUUUGUUCAAAACCAAUUGUUUAUCCCUUUUUAUUGGAUUGAGUGAAUGUUUUGGUGAGAUAUUGCCAUAGUUUGUCUUGUUACAGUCCUUGUUGGUGUAGGUGGUAAAGGUGAUGGACAAUUGUUCAUCGUAGCUCCCUUAACGUUUCACAUUUUUACUGAAGGUUCAAGAACAAAACCCAAACACUGCAAGAUGAUAUCUAACAACUAUAGUUCCUUUUUUUUAAAAGCACUUUUUAGAUAUAUAGAUAUAUAUUGUAGGUAGCGCAGAGAUGGAGAUCCAUGUUGGUCUGUCUUUUCUUUCCACUGUAUGGUGUCUAAUAGAAAUUAUAAACUGGGUGGUUCGAGCCCUAAAAUGCUGAUUGGCUGACAGCCGUGGUAUAUCAGACCAUAUACCACAGGUAUGACACAACAUUUAUUUUCACUGCUCUAAUCACAUUGGUAACCAGCUUAUAAUAUCAAUAAGAACAGCCCUUAGCCAUGGUAUAUUGGCCAUAUACCACAUCCCCUUGGGCCUCAUUACUUAAUGAUCCUGAGGCUGCUUCUUGGGUCCCUCUGUGUUCCGAUCAGCUGAUCUCCACUCCUAGUCACCCUGUAACCCUAGUCGUCUUGUGUAUGUGGAGUAGUGCAGGGACUCACGUGGUCCUGACAGGCCAUGGCUCCAGAUCUGAAGGAGAUCAGAACUCACUUCAGUAUCUUCGAUAAAUCUGCAAUCACUAUGAUUAUUUAAAAUAUAUAUUUUAACUUUAAGAAACGCAAAGAGGUGGCCAAAGUAAUGUUUUGUAGAGUGAAAAAUAAGCUCAGCCAUAUGAAUGUCAAUUUUUAUAUUGAUGUGCUCUGGCAUAGAUCAAAUGAAGGAAUCUCCAUUUCAAAGAAAACCAUCCCUAAAACUGCAUUGAUGCAUUUAAGUGGUUGUUGAAGGUCUGUAGAACUCUGAACUGGAAUAUUGCAACAUAAAAGUCCCUGCAAGUGACCUGCAUUGAGUUUGAAUUGAUGUUAAGCAUACUCUACUAUGCUACAGAAGAUGUAGACUAAGGAUAAAAUGUCAUCAAUGGUCUGUGUACGAUCUUAUGCAUGUGAAAAGUAGGUCUGUCUUUUUCAAUUAUUUAUUUGGCAAGCUUUAUGACCUAAAAUAAAAAUGCUGAUUCAUGGUACAAUUUGCAGAACAGCGUGGGUAGGUACUGCAAACUAGAUUUUUAAAAUGCAAUUAUAUCCUUUUUUUGUUUUACACUUUUUUUGUCAACUUUGCAUUACAGUACUAUAAUUGUUGAGUUCUUGAUGUUGCUUCUGGGUUCGCUGCUAUAUCCUGCCUGUUGCGCUGCAUCCUGAAUAUUUUAGAGGCAGCAGGGUGGAAGACCCUUUUCAAUAGGCUCGACCGUUUUGAAACGACAGGAGAGAAGAAGAAAAAAGUGCAUAUCAACAGAAGUGCUUUUUAGUGCAGGUGCCUUUAGGCCAAACUGGACUGGUGCUUGAGUGGGCAGACAUGACUACUCUGGGCUAAGUAAGGGCCUUGCUAGAGCAGACUGCCCCGAUGGCUCCUCAGGAACAGUGUUCUGUGGCCCAUAUAGAACGGCCAGUGCCAUAACCACUGGACACAAGUAUGCACAGUGGCUCGUCUGCUACCCACCUUUUUCCGGGAAAAUGCAUUGAAAUGAGUUGACGUAGAUGUACUGUAGCGCAAAAGAGCGCUACAGUCCUCAUUGGCUGCUCGUCAACACCUCUAUGACAUCGUUAUGGCUCCAAAUGCAGGAGCGGAAGAGUCUGUUCCUGUCUGAAGCUUCCGACCACCAGGCCAAGGAACCAAAACGAUAAGAGCCACUGACACAGAGAUGGAUGUUACAGUUGUUCAAUAUUUACCACGUAAAUGAAUGGACAAUAAAAUAAACACAAAAAAAAGUGAAACAUAAGUUAAAAAAACAAAAAAAACUGUUUUUGGAAAUGUGAAGACUUAUUUUUUCUAUAAAGAUGUUCUAUCAAGCGAGUGUGUUUCCACUUCUUUUCUUUUUACUGGGGUUACCUAAUUGUGCUUUCACAUUUGCCAUAUGCUGCACUCCUCUCAUAUUCAAAUCUAAAUCAACAGUGUGUACAACUGAAGGACUCGACUACAGUAGUACCUCAAGGAAACCAGUUUAGUCAUACCAUUCACAGUACUAUUGUAAAUAUAUACAUUCAGAAAUGUAAAUAGCACAUAUUUCCCAAAAAAUAUAAUACAAAGCUGGUGUCCUUACAGUUAAAAGGAUGGUUGUCUUAGAUCAUUGAGGAGGAGUAAGGAUGAGGCUAGCCUGGAUCCAUAACAGAAUCUGAGACAGACGGCAUCGUGAUUUGAGCAUGCCUGAAAUCAACUCAACACGCAUCCCCAACCAUUGGCCGAGUUCCCUUCUGAUCCCUCACCCCUGUGAUCAUCUUACUGAGAAAUCCACAUUUAACCUAUCAUGCUGUUGUGCAAUAAGGAACAACCACACAGUUGUGCUCAUAUUGCUAACAGUUGAUAUGUCUGUCACGAACAUCGGCAAAGUCAGUAUGACAUCUGCACAUUGAUCUGAUACUAGUACUCCCUGUUUAUAGCUUCAUUCUUGUUACCAUUUUUAUUUUUUAACGGCUUUGUUGAUUUGAUUGCUUUUGAGGCCGGUUAUAAGUGACAGGAUGAAAGACGAAUUAACUUGGUUCAGCUCUUUUCUUAUUCUAUUCUCCAUUCCACUCACACCAGUGUCCUCACAUGCUCCUAUUUUCUGAUUCUCGGAAACAAAGGCCAACAGGUUGCCACAGAGGCCUGAAUUAAUUCAUAUGGUAAUUUCCUACAUAUAUUUGAAAGGCCUCCAUCCCUUGUGACAACAUGAUUAAACCAUGGCAGUUUAUUGGAUAACGUCAGAACAUGUUAAUGUGUUAGUAGUUCCUCAGAAAUCUGGGGAUGGAGGUGCACCGGAGAAACCUUUUCUAUACACUUAGACCCUCUAGUGGAAGAUAUUAAGCAUUGUGCAUUAAUGUUAAAGGCCGGAUGCAGUCAAAAACGAGAUUUUCUUUGUUUUAUAAAUCAAAUUAAAGUUUAUUGGUUGCGUACACAGUUUAGCAGAUGUUAUAGGGGGUGCAGUGAAAUGCUUGCAUUACUAGUGCCUAACAGUGCAGUAAAAUGCUAAUCUGGGUGUAGACCAAUAAGAGCGUUCCAAUAACAGAUAGUUUUCAGUUUUCCCCUCCCUAGUCAAACCACUCCCAGACAGUCCAAGCAACAUUCUGUCUUGAGAAAUUGCUCUUUGUAACCAUUUUCAAACAGUCACAGUAACCUUAAUUGUUACCCAGAAAAUAUUUGAUAUUGAGAUAAAAAUGGCUGUAUUGGACCUUUAAAGUGAAAAACAUCCCACUGUUAUAUUCGUUGAUAUCAUGAAGUUAAUGAACAAUAUAAAUGUGAAUACUGGUGAACCAAUAAAAUAAUAAAGAACGAUUUGGCUAAUAUGGUUAAACAGAUUACGUUUAUUUCCACUUUCCAGAACUGUUUCCAAUGCCAUCUUUGGCUGACUUUACAAUAUGUAAAGUAAGAUUGAGAGAGAAAUAAGACAAAAACGAUCAAAAUAAAGUAAUUAACACAUAUUGGCUAGGCACAACUCAUCAACCCCUCUGAUAACCCCCACCCCUUCUAAAAACCAAACAAAAAGAUUUACUGUCCACAUACUAAAAUACUGUAUUAUCAAAGUGGGGCCAUUUAAAAAAAAAAAAGUUUUUAAAGGAGAUUACUAACAGCUACUUUUAUCAUGAGAAAAUUAGUAUUAAAGAAAUUGAAGAAAAAUAUUAAGAAAGGAAAUGUUACUGGUACUAGGGGAUAAAAAGUCAAAAGACCACAAUUGUAGUUGACAGUGGGGGAAACUCCAGCAGAUUAUUCAAGGUCAAGGACCCAGCAAAUACAGCCUAUGGGAAGGAUGUCCCCUAUACACUGUGUUUUUAAACACGGCCAUCACACUUUCAGUCAACACUUAAAACAGUUACACCACUGUCCAACAAUGACACAUUCCCUUUCAUUCGGUCACUCCUAUCAAACACUCACACCCACAAGAUGCAUAAGGAGAGGACAUCUUUCAAAGACCCAGACAAUAAUGUUAAUAGUAUGACCAUAGAAAUAGAAUGGGCUUGGAACCUCUAACCCUGCCAAUUUGACAUUGGUACACUCGCAACGGCUGCCUGGUAUUGUGACGCAAUAUUUUCCAUGUUAAUGUAGAAUGUUCAUUCAAAUGAUUUUCACUGAUGUGGCUCAUGCAAUGGAAUGUAUUUUUUCUAAUGUCAGUUAAGUUGAAUCAACGAAUUACAGCACAUAUUGAUUUACUUCCUGCAUGGCUCCUAUGUGUACACUCACAAUGGCUGCCAGUCCACCCAUUAUGCCAUCAUUGACUUGAGUAUCACUGCGGAAUCCAUCACAGCAACCAAAAUUAUUUGCUGUUUAUCAAUGGGACUUUCAUACAUGCUUAUUAAAAUACCUCAAACUACACGGUAUUCACUUUGAUUUCAAAUCUAUUUAAGUGACAAAGUUUGGGGAUCACUAUAUAUAUAUAUAUAACAAAAAUAAUAAUAAAGGUUUGUUUCUUUAAAGGCCCAGUGCAGUAAAUAACUUGAUUUCCUGUGUUUUUUUUAAAUGUAUUUUACUUUUAUUUAAGUAGGCAAAUCAGUUAAGAACAAAUUCUUAUUUUCAAUGACGGCCUAGGAACAGUGGGUUAACUGCCUGUUCAGGGGCAGAACGACAGAUUUGUACCUUGUCAGCUCGGGUGGUUUGAACUUGCAACCUUCCGGUUACUAGUCCAAUUGUUUUAUAAAUAUUUCCACACUAUGAGGUUGUGAUAUACCCUUUCAGUGUAAAAGCUGUUUGAAAAGAUUUGAAUGACUGCCUCUUGGUGGGAUGGGGCUUUGGCCUGCCUGGUGACAUUAGUAUACACUAAUAAGAAAGAGAGUUCCAAACUCAAACUCUGCCAAUAACAGCUAGUUUUCCCCUCCCCACCACUCACAGAUGGUCCUAGCAAAAUUCUUGCUUGAGAAAUUGCUCUUUGCUAAGAAGCUAUUUUGGUUAAUUUUUUUGUACAUUUUUUACUGUUUUAAUUGGGGAAAAAAUAAUCACAGUAAGGUACUUAAUCAUAAAUGGCUGCAUUGGACCUUUAACAAAUCAAUACCUUUAUACUCACUCAAGAUCUCUGUGAUGCAUACAAAUGAUUCAAGGCCCUAAAGUGAUCUAAAUAUGCACCCAUUACAUUAUGGCCCUCUUAAUGUAUGUCAUAAAUGACAACUAGCACUGAUCAAUAGGAAAAUCUUUGUGAGAAAAGGGUGCUUUAUAAAAAUUAAAAGCUAAUGUAUUCACAUGGUUACAGUGACAUUAUUAACAAUCAUGUAAAACUCCAUCUGGGAUGCAUUUCAGAUGAAAAACUGGUCAACACACAACAACAAAAAACUUUACAAUAAACAAAAACCUUUUUUCUGACAUGAACAAAGAAUUAAAUACAAACUUCUACCUAACACAAAACACAUCUUCAAAAGGAAAGAAAAAAACGUGGAAAAUUACAUGGUGCAUCUUGCUAUUGAGUAACAUGUUCUAGUGUUCAAUAUUGGCAGUUUAACAACCUCGAACGAGACUAUUAUUAUGAUAUACGACCAAAGAUAUCUUGUGUACUUCCGUCUUACAGUAAAAUUAGAAUUUCUAUUUUAAAGUUUUAAAUUGAAAGUGGCUUGAAUCCAAGACACUUGUGUCAAGGAUGCCAUACUCAAGAAAACAGCAGAACAUGAGGGGCUGUUGGUUUCCAGUCUUCUAUUUUAACAAAGAAAUUCACCUUAAAUGUUGUUAUUCUGAUGAUUAUCCGAUUACCCCCUUAACGAAGAUGUUUCCAUUGUUAUUCUUUUUGAAUGACCCUGAGAGAUCACUGCUGAAAGCAAAAUGUCCUCCAUUGUGUAAAUUCCAUGUGAGGUUUUUAUUUGGAUUUAAAUUUCACAAUAGUCAAGUCAAAUGAACUAAAUAAGUGGCAAGUCAAUUUGAAAAAUCAAGUUAUACUGGUCCACGGAUGCACUUGGCCUCACCUCACCUGCCUUGUCAUUUGUUAAAACGACAGGUCUUUGAACAGGCUCCACUUGCAAAGCUUAUCUGCACUGAAAUACAUUGUCCCAAGCACCCCCUUAUCUGCCAUGCAAUUCUUAGUGUUCCUUUGGUUAUGUAUAAAAACUACAUGCAUCUCAUCUUUUACAAAAAUAAAAGAAUAUAUAGAAAAUGACUGUUAAAAAUGAUCUUUGAAAUAGUUUUUCCAAUUUAAAUGUUUUUCUUCUUCUGAUUAGUAAUAUAUUAAUAUCUGUUAAUAUUUCACUUAUAACCUCCAUCUAAAUUGUAUAUUAAACUAGUCAAAUAUAGGUCUUUUUUUUUUUUUUACUUCACACAUUGUAUUAAUUUCAUUUAAAAAAUGGUUAGUAAUGUAUAACAAAGUGUAAUUAGUGAGAAAUUAUUCCCACAUGAAGCCCCGUUUUCCCUUACUUAAAGCGAUAUAACAUUUAAGGAAAACAUUAAAUAGCAAAACCCUUCAAAAGGAGAUCUUAAUUUCCUUCAAGACUUAUUUUUACUUCUCCUGAUUGAUCUGCAUAGCAUGUCAUGUCUAUGUGCAUAGCACGUAUACAACCUUCCUCCUCUGAUGAAAUGAUUCAACCUAACUUGGAUUUCGGCUCUUCUUUUGCCAUUUGAGUAUGCUUGCCACCUGACAGGAAUACUCCCAAGUGCCUUGAAACACAACAUGUAAAACCUGUGGCCCAUACAGCAGUGGAGGAAUACUGCUUUCAAUGAUAUAACACUUGGCCAACCAAAUCAAUUGUCGGCAAAUAAAAUUACCUUUGAAUGCCCCCUGUAAAAAGUUCACAAUUCACAUUUCUUCAUAUUGUUGGUGAAAUUACACAUCAGGAGAGAAAAAAAUACUCCCCCAAAGUUAUUUCCACCCUGCGCUUUAGCACACACUGAGCAGAGUCACGAAUGCCAAACUGUAAAUGCAUAUCACAUAUGUGGCCGGGACGAAAAAUAAAAACACGAAGCAGACCAACUUGUUGGUCCUUUAAAAACCUGCUGUAUGUAAAAUAUUGUGUGCUUUAGCUUGGAAAAUAAAUACAUGUGACCCUGGAUGACAACAUAAUGAUAGUUUUGAUAAAGAAGUUCAAUCUGCUUUGUGUUUUAUUUCCUUGCCACGAUACUAAAGAGUAUUGCGAUACUGGUGUCGGCCCGGCCCUAAUCACAUACCCCGCACUGUUCAAUUACUGAAUUACCACUGAAAUAACUCCUAGUUACCUUGUAGCUCCAGUCUCUUCAAUGAAAAAUAAACAAAAAGCACAUGUUUCGUACCAUCAAGCGACCAAACGCUCAACUAAGUUUGGUCAACCUGCAGAGUCCAAUGUCAAAUCGUGCAUCCUUAACUCAGUCUCAUACAAUGACCUUUAACAUCUUCACACUUUGCCCGCGUCAUACAGGUUGGCUGACGUCACGAAAAUGACGCACAAUGGGGCCAGAAGCUGAGCUUUGUUAUGAUUCUGAAUGGUCAGAUGGCUAGUAACAAUAACAAGAAGUUGCCAUGUGGGGAAUCGUAGGUGGCUCAUUUCAGCUAGUUUUAUCUUGUUCUUGAUACCGUGUCUUGUUUUAAUGUGUUUUGACUGAUUUCAUGUCAAUGCUAAUAUGGCUAAAAUGAGCUAGCUAAUCAACAACUUUAACGAUCUAUGAGACAAGCGCUCAUUGUGCAAAUGUAUUUAUGUUUUCAAUAAACAUUGAGAUUAAAUAUAGUUUACAUGUUGUCAACAAUCUAAGCCAACCAUGCAGUAGUGCAGCCAGAAAUGAAUUGGUUCCCCCCUAAUUUACGGCAAUUCUAUUUAUUUUGUCAUGAGGCAGAGAGAAAAAUUUGCAUUUUUAAAACUCAUAUACGUGUAUUGACUGUGAUAAAGGCACUGAAUUAUGAGCGGUCUUGUUUGCUAAAUGAACAAAGUAGGCAGUGGUAUGGUGCAUUUAUAUAGUGCAUAUAGUCAUAGAAGCACAGUGACAUAUGCCUCAAUGCGGUCAUAUUCAUGGCUUAUUGGGAGUGUGGCUUUCAGUUAGUUAGUUAUUUUUGGCCACCCAUCCCAUGAGAGUGAAUGUCAUUGCAGUUCAUCUGAAUGUUAUUCCAGUGCACUUCUUGUAGGGAUGUUAACGGGUUAAUUGGUUAGCCGCCGAAAAUACAUUUGACCAGUCAUGCUUAUCGGUCUAUAGGUUCAUUUGCAUAAUUUUGUGAAAUUAAAUUGGUGUGUGUAUUUUUGUUAGUCGUCAUGCAUCUUAGUUAUCACAAGCACAGCAUACAGAGUCUAGUUUGAGGAGCAGAAUAGCCUACCACCUGUCAGACAGCGCGAGAGUAGCUCCUCAAAAAGCUGGUACUAGAGUGAAAUAUUAUUUUAUAAGCCCAGUCAUUGCAUGUUAACUGUUUUGAUGGCCACAGCUAAAAAUAUCAAUUUUUAUUUCUCAAAUUCAACUCAUAAUUCAAGUGCACCUCCCAUUCGCCAUUUGAGUGCAUAUGCUAUAGUCAACGGUAGGCAGGCUAUCAGCGUGUCACCCACCACUUUACAAUGUGAGCUUGAGGCAGCAUAAUUGUUUGAAACCUGAUCGUUUUACUUUAAAUAACGAGGCAUGUCUUACCUUGCUUCAAAGUAGCCUUGCCAAAAUCCAACCAUAGAAACAUGGAGGAAAAUAUUAUUUUAUAAAGAUUUCCUCAUGCCAUUAACCAUCAUUUUCUACUGCUCUAUUGGUUUUCAUAUCUUUCUUUCGUUGUCCAGAACCUAAAGACACAAUUGUAGUCAUAUUAGCAAACCAUCUUAGUUGUUGCUAUUAGAUUCCCCAUCAUUCUAAGUUUCAUAUCUGUCACAUAUGGAACCGUUUGCAUUAGGUGUGCUGUUUAGAAUGUGGUUUUCCCGCGAAUUGCAUUUUGGCAAAUGUUUGAAAUGGAGGUUUUAUUAACUGCUUCAUUACAGGAGUUGAACUUUCAAUAAUAGACAUUAUAGCCUUUUGACUGUAAGACGAUAGGCUUGCUGUUGUUGCAUGUUUCCAUUAAGUUCACAAUGAAACAUGUCCGUUCCUUGUAUGCAUGCAUAGUAGGAUAUUUUCUGUUGGUCAUGUCAUUUUACUGUUUGGGAAAAAUGUAACCAUUUGUUGACCGGUUAAUGAGGGUUAGUUAG
This is a messenger RNA of Oncorhynchus kisutch (coho salmon), 11401 nucleotides long. RefSeq names its product sestrin-3. The record is from RefSeq and is a predicted model, not a curated record. The transcript is spliced from 8 exons. Gene Ontology annotation, biological process: cellular response to leucine starvation; cellular response to L-leucine; positive regulation of macroautophagy. Lineage: Eukaryota; Metazoa; Chordata; Actinopteri; Salmoniformes; Salmonidae. Gene Ontology annotation, molecular function: L-leucine binding; oxidoreductase activity, acting on peroxide as acceptor. Bases 165 to 1622 code for a protein of 485 amino acids. Gene Ontology annotation, cellular component: nucleus.